This is a messenger RNA of Manihot esculenta (cassava), 1317 nucleotides long. RefSeq lists its product as uncharacterized. The record is from RefSeq and is a predicted model, not a curated record. Gene Ontology annotation, molecular function: zinc ion binding. Bases 1 to 1317 code for a protein of 438 amino acids. The transcript has 5 exons. NCBI's taxonomy places the organism in Eukaryota, Viridiplantae, Streptophyta, Magnoliopsida, Malpighiales, Euphorbiaceae.
AUGAGUUAUGAAAUCAUGCAGCAUGAGUUGAUGGAAAAAUGGGGUGUGGAAGUUCCUGUGUGGCAAUUAUAUAGAGCUAAGUGCAAGGCUAGAGAUGAGAAUAUAGGCAUGCAUUGUGAAAGUUUCAAAAAACUUAAGAAAUAUGUCCAUUAUUUGCAAACAUAUAACCCGGGUACAGUUACCCUUUAUAAAUUAGAUGGUUGUCACUUGAAGGGUCCAUAUGGAGGGAUUUUCUUAGUUGCAGUCAUACUGGAUGGAAAUAGAGGUGUGCUACCUCUUGCAUUUUCUAUAGUUGAAGUAGGAUGUGGUGAUAGCUGGACAUUUUUCCUAGAAAAUCUUUAUUCUUGCAUUGGUGGAGGAACUGAUAAUAGGCCUUUAACUAUUAUGUCAGAUAGGCAAAAGGGACUCAUUGAUGCUGUCAAAAAUAUAUUUUCCAAUGCAUCUCAUAGAGUUUGUUGCAGGCAUUUAUACAUGAAUUUCAAGAAAGAGUUCCCUGGACUCAUGCUCAGAGAUGAUUUUUGGAAUGCUGCAAAGAGUACUCAUUCUUAUGAGUUUUGGCUUCACAUGAAGAAUUUGAAGCCCAAGCGAGAUCAAAAGCCAUAUGACUGGCAGAAAUGUAUGGUUAGGUUGCAUAGAAGAUUUGGUAAACCUCAAAGAUGGGAAGAGAUAGUUACACCAAGAACAAAGAAAGUAUUGAAUAAAAUCAUUACUGCCAGUAGGUUUCUUAAGUUGCUCCCUAGUAGAAAUGAAGAGUAUGAGGUUCAUGAGGGUCCAUGUAGGUUUGCUGCUAGUUUAGCUAAAAGAACAUGCAGUUGUGGAUGGUGGGAUAUAAGUGGUUUACCAUGCAAGCAUGCUGCUAGAGCAAUUGCAUAUGUUAGGGGCAAUAUUGAAGAGUUUUGCCAUGAAUAUUACACUGUGCAGUGCUAUUCAAGAGUUUAUGCAGGUGCCAUACAUCCUGUUCCUCAAACUGAGCUUGAACUUGAUAAUGAACACCCAUCAAUGUUGCCACCUCCUUUGAGGAGGCAACCAGGAAGGCUAGAAAGAGAGAUGAGAGUGAACCACCAGCAAGAGGAAGGAGGACAGCAACUCUCACUUGUGCUAGGUGCUUACAAACAGGCCACAAUAAGAGAACUUGUCAAUAUGCUGCUGUUGGGGCAAAUAUGGCUGCAAGUCAAAAGAAAAGAAAACACACUACUGCAUCAGGUGCGGGGACUUCAAGAGGGGUUAAUACUAAUCAAGUGGGAUCAAGUGGUGGACCAACUAUCUAAAGGAGCCUUUGGAAUAUCAAAUGAUCUUUUUGAGAAUGUUGUUAGUUGA